AUGAUUCAAUCCCCUGAAGCGAUUGUUCAAGGGUCAAGGACUUGUUGUCAAGAUUAUAUCAGUUGCCAGAAACUUCUAUUCCAAGCUAGACUGGGUGAAAUAUUAUAUGCAUUUGAGUUUGUUGAUCAUUUAGACAGUGUCCAAACUCCAUUAGCAUCUUCAAUUUACAACUUCUAUGUUCUUAUCGAGACAACCGGAAGUAAUGAAUCUAAUGACAGAGAGAAUGUUGAGGGUUUUCUUGUGGAUGCAAUGAAAAGUGGUUUAAUAAGUGAUGGAGCCAUAUCAAAGGAUUUGAAUCAAGCAUUGUCAUUUUGGCGAAUUCGUGAGGGAAUUCCAGAAGCAUUGCAGAAAGCUGGAGUUGUAUAUGAAUAUGACCUGUCAAUUCCAAAAAGAAAAACAACUGGUAAAGCAAAUAUAGUGGGAUAUGGUCACCUUGGAGAUGGAAACCUUCAUUUGAAUAUGUCGGAUCCACAACACAUACGUGAGGAUGCUGGUGAUGGGAAGGGUACAACCAAGGACUUGUUGGACAAAAUAGCAUCACUGGAAAGUGAGGCAGAAAAGUCUUUUAUGCACAGUUUUACACUUGAAAUCUCUCAUAUUUACAUACAUGUACAUGAGGAAAUUUAUCUAACAAUCAUCAUGUGUGACCCAAUUCCUUUGAUCUUUGCUUUAGCUGUUAGAAUAAUGGGAUUUAUCCAAGUUGAUAAGAUUACAGAUUAUCUUUAG
This is a messenger RNA of Lactuca saligna, 726 nucleotides long. The record is from the annotation of a GenBank genome assembly. NCBI's taxonomy places the organism in Eukaryota, Viridiplantae, Streptophyta, Magnoliopsida, Asterales, Asteraceae.